AUGUGGGGCGACAACGAACAGCUUGUCGGUGUCAUCUCGCCUCAUGCAGGCAUCAGUUACUCGGGCAAUACGGCGGCACACGUGUACGCAGCACUGCACAACUACUUGUACGGGGCAAAAGGAAGCGAAGUCACCCGCAUCUUCCUUUUGGGGCCGUCGCACCACAAGGGCUUUGAGGGGGUGGAGAUGUCCGGCGCGCAGCAGUACGAAACACCGUUUGGCCCGCUUGCCGUGAGCACCAUCACCGUUGAGGAGGUCGCCCAAGCGCUUCGCAAGGCCAAUGUGCCGGUGGGGCGCAUGUCAAAAGUCACUGAUGAAGACGAGCACUCCCUUGAGAUGCAGCUGCCGUUCGUUUCGCACAUUCUACACUAUCCACCCAGCGGAGCCACCGCCGCGAAGGGACGUGUGGAGCUGGUGCCGAUGCUUCUCGGUUACAUGAACCGGGGGAUGGAGGAUCGCAUUGGUGCCGUCUUGUCGGCGUACUGCGGGGACCCGUGCAACAUCUUCGUGCUGAGUUCCGACUUCUGCCACUGGGGCUCAAGGUUUCAGUACGCAUUCCACUACCAGAAGGCAAAUUACCCGGAAAUCGCUGAAGCCAUCAUCGCAAUGGACCAUGAGGGCAUGGAUUGGCUGGAGAAGCGCGAUAUAAACGGCUGGCACGAGUACCUCGCCAAGACCAAGAACACCAUCUGUGGCAGGAAUCCCAUCUCCGCGGGCAUGGUGGCCUUGAAGAACCGAAAGACGGUCUCAGUGCGUUUCCUGCACUACUCGCAGUCGAAUCGCUGUGCGAAUCUAUCGGACUCUUCUGUGAGUUACGCCGGGGCCGUCAUCACACAGGGCUGA
Trypanosoma grayi is the source of this 843-nucleotide messenger RNA. Its product is annotated as protein MEMO1. Bases 1 to 843 code for a protein of 280 amino acids. The record is from RefSeq and is a predicted model, not a curated record. The transcript has a single exon. NCBI's taxonomy places the organism in Eukaryota, Euglenozoa, Kinetoplastea, Trypanosomatida, Trypanosomatidae.